AUGUCGUCUAAUAGCCAAUCUCCGACAUCGACACUUCCUCGGAUUUUAAUUAUUGGCGCGGGCUCUCGCGGUCAUGCUUACGCUCGGGCUGUGUCGGAAUCUGGAGAGGGUAUCAUAGCUGCCAUCGCAGAACCCAUAGCCUUCAAGCGCAGUUUGCUAGGCUCCAGGUAUAUCUGGUCGUCGGAAGAGAGAUCCGGACAAGGACAAGAGUUCCAUGACUGGAAAGAUUUCCUACAGUAUGAGACCACGCGCCGGAGCAAUGCAGCUGCUGGACGUCAAGUCCCUCCAGGUAUCGACGGUAUGUUCAUAUGCAUACUAGACGAACAACAUGCAGAGGUCAUCACUGCCUUGGGUCAUCUGGCCAUCCAUACACUUUGUGAGAAGCCACUGGCUACAACACUACGAGAUUGUAUGGCCAUAUCUACCGCCAUGUCAUCUCAACAAGGAGGACAGUCGGCCAUCUUUGGCAUCGGUCACGUCCUACGUUACAGUCCACAUAACAUGCUCCUGCGCAAGUUGGUCCUCGAAGACCAAGUCAUUGGACCCGUGCUGUCUAUGGAGCACACUGAGCCUGUUGGCAACUGGCACUUCUCGCACAGCUAUGUCAGAGGCAAUUGGAGAAAGGAGUCAAGCACAGCCCCAUCGUUACUGACAAAAUCAUGCCACGAUAUUGACUUCCUAUUGUGGAUGCUGUGUUCACCUGCCCCUGGAACCAAUCAUCCUCCACAUGUUCCGGCAUCAGUGGCUUCAUUCGGUUCGCUGAAACAGUUCAAGAGAUCUCGAAAACCCGCGAGUGCAGGCACUGCCACCAAUUGUCUACGAUGUCCGGUUGAGAAGACAUGUACCUAUAGCGCCCCAAGAAUAUAUUACGACAACCAACUCGCCAAGGGAAACACUGAUUGGCCGGUCAACAUCGUCAAUCCAGAGAUUGAAGCAUGCUAUAACGAUCAUGGCAAAGCAGCAGCCAAAGAGAUGCUCUUCAAGUCACUUGAGGCUGACUACGAUGAGAACAUAUCGCCGAAAGAGAUAUCCAAGCGUCCUUGGUUUGGAAGAUGUGUAUGGGAGUCCGAGAACGACGUGUGUGACGAUCAAUUCGUCCUUCUCUCCUGGAAUGACGAUCCGUUGCCCGAAACACUCAGUACCGGCUCUUGUAACCCUGAUGGUUGCAAUUCCCCAGCUAGGAUGGCGAAGACCGCAUCCUUUCAUAUGAUCGCCCAAACCGAGAAACAGUGCGAGCGGCGAGGGCGUAUCUACGGAGAGAAGGGAGAGAUCUCAUACGAUGGAACCCUAAUCACGGUCUAUGAUUUCUCUACUGGUGAGUUUCAACACCACCGUCCGCGCAGGCCUGGCGGAGGUCAUGGUGGAGGAGAUCACGGACUUGCGACCCAUUUCCUCAAAGCCAUCGAUGCAGUGAAGAACAAGAAUAUGUCGAUUGAAGAAGCUCAGAUUCAGCAUCUUGGUUGUACCCUAGAAGAAGUCAUCAGAAGUCAUACUCUUGUUUUCGCAGCUGAAGAAGCGCGGCUCGAAAAGAAGGUCGUCGAUUGGCAGCAGUGGUGGAACUCAGUCAGUGUUGCCGCCAAUGCUUCAGCUUUCGAAACGCCGCCCAACAGCGCCCAGCAGUCUUGA
Aureobasidium subglaciale EXF-2481 is the source of this 1626-nucleotide messenger RNA. RefSeq lists its product as uncharacterized. The transcript has 2 exons. Gene Ontology annotation, molecular function: nucleotide binding. Lineage: Eukaryota; Fungi; Ascomycota; Dothideomycetes; Dothideales; Saccotheciaceae. The record is from RefSeq and is a predicted model, not a curated record. Bases 1 to 1626 code for a protein of 541 amino acids.